UGUGUAGUCCACGCGCCGAAAGUAGGUUAGAGCGAGCCGCAGAGCAGGACAGAGCCGAGGGACGAGGAGCUGCUGCCUUAUUGCACUGUCCGCGUUUUAGCACAACCACACCUCUGAGACUGCGCCGAGCGGACACUAAGUCGAUAACUCAAACACACCGUUUGCGUUCAUUUGUGUUUUGAAGUCGGCGCGUCUAGAGAAAAAAGGUAGAAAAUCCAUAUGAGGAUUUGCUGUUGUGACAGUUUUCAGCUGCUCCAGUUUGGAGCAAAUAAGUGCGCGUCGCUCUCAGUGUUUCUUGGCUUCAUUUCCACCUGGAGUUGUAUGACUUGAAGAGUUGGCUGCACUUCACCGCCGACAUGAGAGCUCAAAUAGAGGUGAUUCCCUGUAAAAUCUGUGGGGACAAAUCCUCAGGGAUCCACUAUGGUGUCAUCACCUGCGAAGGCUGCAAGGGUUUCUUUCGCCGUAGCCAGCAGAACAAUGCUAUGUACUCCUGCUCACGACAGAGGAACUGUCUUAUUGACCGGACCAACCGUAACCGCUGUCAGCACUGCAGGCUGCAGAAGUGUCUCGCUCUGGGCAUGAGCCGUGAUGCGGUCAAGUUUGGUCGAAUGUCCAAAAAGCAGCGUGACAGCCUGUAUGCAGAGGUUCAGAAGCACCAGCAGUCCCAGGAGUGUGCGGGGCUGGGAGCCCGAGAGGAGAAUAGUGACAUGGCCGACCACAGCCGCACCUACAGAAGAGGCUCCGGCGCCGCACUCAGUGAUCUGGACGACAUUACCACGCUGCCAGAAGGCCUGCUUUUUGACCUGCCACUGACCCCAGAUGAUGCAGGUGGAGACUACUGUAACCUGGACACGCUGGGCGGCAGUGCAGGCAGCAGCUCAUCCUCUCAGAGUUCACCAGAACAGACCAACUUGGACUUUGUAGACGCCAACCACAGCAUCAAGCAUGAGUACCAGCUCUUGCACGACUCUGGACUCUUCUCACAUGCUAUCCUCAACCCACUGCCCGAGGGCUGCUCCCUGCUGGAGAUGGAGCGUAUAACUCAGAGUGUGGUGAAGUCCCAUAUUGAGACGAGCCAGUACAGCACAGAGGAGCUGAAGAGAAUGGCGUGGACCUUGUAUAGCCCAGAAGAGACACGCUCGUACCAGAACAAGUCAGCUGAGGUGAUGUGGCAACAAUGUGCGAUUCACAUCACCAAUGCAAUCCAGUAUGUGGUGGAGUUUGCCAAGCGCAUCACUGGCUUCAUGGACCUCUGUCAGAACGAUCAGAUUAUCCUCCUCAAAGCAGGCUGCAUGGAUGUUCUUCUGAUCCGUAUGUGUCGGGCCUAUAACCCCAUCAAUAAUACGUUGCUCUUUGACGGAAAGUUUGCCACUGCUCAGCUUUUCAAGGCCCUUGGUUGUGACGACCUUGUGAACGCAGUGUUUGACUUAGCUAAAAGCCUGAGCCGUAUACAGAUGUCCGAGGAAGAGAUGGCUCUCUUCAGUGCUGCUGUGCUGCUCUCACCAGACCGACCCUGGCUGACAGAUGUUCAGAAGGUCCAGAAGUUGCAGGAGAAAGUCUAUGUGGCUCUGCAGCGCUGCCUACAAAAAGAUGGAGCAUCAGAAGAGAAACUAGCUAAGAUGGUGUCUAAGCUUCCCAUAAUGAAGUCCAUUUGCAACCUUCACAUCGACAAACUGGAGUUUUUCCGUCUGGUUCACCCUGAGACAGCGUACACCUUUCCUCCUCUGUACCGGGAGGUUUUUGGCAGUGAAAUCACCUUCCCAGACUCCACAGAGGGCUAGCACCAUUUAGCUAAAACAGCUUGAUUCAAAUAGAGACAUUGAGGCGUAGGGAGGGGGAGAUAAAAAUGUGGCAACCAGCUGAGGGCAAAACCAACCAGCAGCUCAAUGACAAUCCUCCACGCUACACUUUAGGACACACUCCUCUCACCUCCCGCCCUGCAAGCUAGUUCAUUCAGCUUCGACGUAACACUACAGGAACUGCUGCUGGGUACUCAGUGCAUGUUACCUCUUUUUUACGGAGUUAAAGAAAUUAUUAAAGAGUAGCCUACAUAAUUUGUAUUCUCAAAAAUAUUUUUCUAUGACGAGACCAUAAGACUCUUCAUGUUGAAUUCCUUUCUAAUAUAAAUUUCACUUUUUUUUUUGUUCCUCUAAGCUAUUGUUGAAUGUACCCCUUUUCCCCUUAACCAUUCAGCACAGCCCUAGGCUUGAUAUAGAAUGUACAUACUUUAAAUCCUCAGCCACUUUGUGGAGUUUUGCAGUAAUGAUGCCUGUUUCCGUUGUCAGUCUCGUAACAGUUUAUUGUCUCAUUCAAUAUUUUUGGUAGCGCCCGUAUUUUGCAGUUUCGUAACGUAUGAACAAACUGUUUAAAGGGACCACGAUCAAACUCAUAAACAGACAGGGUUUUUUUUUUUUUACUGUGGGAAUCAUGGGUAAACGCUCAAGAGCGUCUGCCACCAUGCACCUACAAACUCUUGCACACAGAGCACAAAACACAGCACUUAUACUGAUCUUUGUAGGUAUUUUUACAAGAGCACUCUCACACACUGAUGUGAGCUCUUUAUUUUAUUAUUUUUUUUAAAUGCAAUCAAUGACCUCAGUCCUAAUACCUUUUCCCUUUGCAAAUGCCACUUAGAGAGAGAGAGAGUGAGAGGUGUUGUGAAAGUAUUUUCAGAUGUUCCUUUUUGAUAUAUACAUAUAUAAUAACACCUUAUAUAAUCAUUUAAGAGAGGAGCAGUCGUGUAUUCAUCCCAGGUGAGGAGCAGGGUAAUGCGCUUGUGCUCAGGUCUCUCAAACAGACACUGCCAGCCCAAACAUUGUAGUUCUGGGAUGGAAAGAUUUUUGUUGCUGAAUUGAAAAUCUAGUGGAUAAUUAGCACUUAUGAGUCCUCGUUAAAAUCCGAAACGAACUCUUGGCACAAGAUUUUACGGGUUCGCACUCAGACUGCCAUCUGUGAAACUUAUGUUAAACCAGUCAGAAAUGCUAGAUACCCCCUCCCGCUGUAGAGAAGCUGUAUGAACAAGGUGCUGAGCAGCCGACCACUGCGGCGGUUAUGUGCUCUCGUGGAGGAGUAUCUGGAACUGUCACACCUCAGCCCCGCCUGAGAGUGCCAUCGCCCCAGACCAUCCAGCAGCAGGUUCAAAAAGACUUUUGGAGUAAAGACAAAAAAAAUUAACUGAGAGUUUGAUGUUGAAAUGUUUGCAGGGUUGCAUGAGGGGAAGAUAAUAGAAAGUGGACAGGUGGGUGAUGGUGUUAUUUAAGCUCCUUAGACAUCAGUUAGAGGGGAUUUACUGUCUGCGCCAACUCUGACUGCUCCGGGGUCAGGCGGACUGCACUGUCGCCAAGGUGUUCUGAUUGGACAAUUAAAUCCUCUGUUCCUCUUUCCCCACUCCCUUACUACCUCACCCUCCUUAAACACUACAUGGCACAGCAAAGGGUUGACAGAGCCAUCAGCUACCCCCCUGAGUUAGUAUUUCUGCAUUUAUACUAGAGAGCUUCUUUAAAAAUAUAAUUAGUGUAGAAAUUUGACUGCAUUUUUUUUUUUAAUUAAUGAUACUAAAUUAUAUUAUUAUGCUCCUAAAACUGGACAAAAGACACAACUGAAUUGCUGGAUCUGUUUAUACUACCUAUCCUUUCUGACUGCUUUUCUGACAUUUGAGAGCAGUUCAUGCCUUUAGGUCCAGGAAGUCCUACUCAUAUACAGAUCUAUGAGUAGAAAAGCCUCUGAAGACACAUGAGGGUGUGUCCAGAUGAAACCUUUUUCUUCUAUGUAGGGGGACAUAUUGGAUUGCUGUAGAAAAGUAUCUUUCUACCAGUAUCCUAAAGCAGCUACUCGAAAAGAAUAGCUGUAAUCGGAGAAAACAAUGCUUUUGUUAUCUGGAGCGGUUUAAGACAAUCACAUGACAUGUCGGAGCUCUAUUUAAUGUCAGCCAGGUUUGCUUUGCACUGCUGGGACAGUGCUGUUUGCCAUACACUAUAUUAUCUGACAUAGUAUGAAGGGGUAUUGCCCUUUUCUGGGUACGUACAACAGUGGCAUGGUGGGAUUGUGCAAUAAUGUCUUUCCCAUUGUUCUCAGUAUGUUGGGCCUUUGUUGCCAUGUAUUACAGUUAAUAUUUUUAUAAGCACUCCAGCACAGUUAACCUCGCAGCACAACAAGUAAUGUUAUUUAGAAUAUAAUGUACCAAAUACACAACCAACCACUACACAGGUCAGCUAUCAGCUGAUAUGGCCAGAUGACACUUGGAGAUUGUAACAAAGUGCAAUACUUUAUGUGUCCAGUCCUAGAAUGUUAGACAUGCUGAUUUCAAAGGAGUCAGUGUACUUUAUAGUUUUUGCAGGCCUAAAAGCUGUCCAGGGGGCAGUACUGGAGAUCUGCACUUACAUUUCUGUUUAGAGUUACUCAGGGAGAUAGCUGGGCUCUCUGUCCUACAGUGUCUGCAGUUAGUCUAGCUAGCAAGACACCUUGCACCAACAACAUAGAAGACCUUAAACCUUGAUCACUGUGUACAGUACAUGUUCUUGUGAAUGUUUGAUUUCAGAAGUAUCAAAGAUUUUACCCCUGUCUAAUAUCAUUAUUGCAAGACUUUUUUCUGAGUUUGAGUCAUAGAUGAAAUAGGAUAUUAAAAAAAGUAAAGAUAGUAAAAUAUAAAUAUAAAAGAUGGACUAUAAUCUCUGAAUCUUGUGUUGGUUUUGUUGUGAUCUUUUGUUUCUCAAUUUUUAUCCUUAUAUGUACUGUUUUUUCUCAGUUUAGUGUCCUUUUUGUCUUGGAGAGAUGUAAUUCUAUUUUUUUAAAGAGCGUUUUUAAAGAUGUCUCCCUAAAAGUUUCUCUUUUGUCAUGAUCCUUCUGUUUAUAUGUUCACUCUAUUUUAAGAUUAUUAUUAUUAAAUCAAUAUAGAUUUUAAUAAGAAAUAAUUUAUGAUAUGUUAUGGAUAUAAAGCCCAAGAGGUUUUAACACAGUAAAGUGUUAUUGCACAAUGGUGAUACAAUAUGUGGAUUUAAGAAUGUAAUAAAAGUCUUUUUACAAUUAAAAGAAAAACUA
Morone saxatilis (striped sea-bass) is the source of this 5037-nucleotide messenger RNA. RefSeq names its product RAR-related orphan receptor C a (gene rorca). The transcript has 10 exons. Gene Ontology annotation, biological process: regulation of transcription by RNA polymerase II. Bases 357 to 1781 code for a protein of 474 amino acids. The record is from RefSeq and is a predicted model, not a curated record. NCBI's taxonomy places the organism in Eukaryota, Metazoa, Chordata, Actinopteri, Moronidae. Gene Ontology annotation, molecular function: nuclear receptor activity; RNA polymerase II cis-regulatory region sequence-specific DNA binding; zinc ion binding. Gene Ontology annotation, cellular component: nucleus.